GUGCAAGAACCGUUGGACAUUCGUAUCAAAAUGGGUAAAGAGCUGCUCUACAUUGAGAGCUGGUGCCAUAAACGCCAGUACGAUGCCUUCUGUCAAGUCCUCGGCUCCGGAAUGAAUCUCCACCUGAAGCAAAACGAGCUCCUCCGAGACAUUUUUGAUCUGGGUGAACCGUUGAAUGAUGAUGGAUCCUUUUUUAAAAGCUCAAAGCUGCAGCGGCAUAGUGCUCACAUUGCAGCUUUCAAGGCCCGAACGAAGACGAUGAGCAAAUUGAGAGAUAAAAGAGCUGAUGUAGUUUGUUGAGGACUGUUUAGUCUAGCUUCUGAAAACAUGGUUUUUAUAUGGACUCUCUAGUUUCAAUUGCAGUUAUUUGUAAGAAAAAGGAAAAUUAACUUAUUGGCCCAUUUUUUGGGGAGGGAAGGGUUAACAAAAAAAGAUACCCGAUUAAGUUCAAAUGCUCAAUUGUUUUGGCAUCUUUUAAACUUUUUGACCUUUUUAAGUAAUCGGAUUCUUCGAUUUUAAAAUGUUACUUAUUUAUAAGGAUAUGUAUUUGUUUUCUUUAAAACUAGUUUGAAUUCAGGAGCAAGCAACAUCUUUAUUUCAAGCAAUUUCUUUAACAUAACAAGAGCAAAAUCAUCUACAUUUUAUAUUUCAUUAAAAUUGUUUUUAAAAGUUUAGCUGUGGGAAAGAAUUGCUGGAUUUUCUCAAUACUCUGCCAAAACACAAAUAAAAAGAUGAGAUAUUUGUUUCGUUUGUGGACUGUGUAAAACGUUUCGAAAAUUUUCGUGUACUAGACGUGACUGAAAGAUUACCUAUAUAUUUUCACUGAAGUAUUUUGUGGGAUUAUUUUGUUUUUCUGAAAUUAUUUCCAAAAUUUAUUUUCUCCAGGAAAGAGUGUUAUGUGUUAAUGUGAUGUUUAGUUUUACAAUUAAACAAUUCGCUGGUCUUCAAUCUAGAAGUUUAUGUUCAACUUUUAUAUCUUUUUUUUUUCUUAGCAUCCAAAAAUGUUAAUGAACUUUCUUAUUCUUUUCAAUAGUAUUAUUUUAUUUCCCCCGUAAAUGGAUGGCGGAAAGUUGUCAUCGAUAAGUAACCCGAGUCAUUGUUUUGUUGAUGCGUGAUAGUUAUUUUGUUUUUUGUUAUGUUUUUAUAAAUAUAGUUGUAUAAUUUAACAACAGUUUGUAGUCAUGAUAAUAUAUAUUGUAAAUAAGAUUGGAGGAAACGAGUGUAAAUAUACGGAGUGAUUAAAUUUCAGAGGGCAUUUGAAUGAUUCAGAUAAAAUAUUAUUUUUACUGAAAUCAUUUUUUACUUAAUUAAUCAAAAAUCUUUUGUGCAACUGUGAUUUUUAACUCUCUGGCAGUCAUGUAGGUAUUAUCAGUCACCGAAGUCCUCUUCGAAUGAAUAAGAAGUGUUCGUUAUGUCAACGAAUGUCCGGAGUUCGUCUGAGGGGGAUCCAAACGAAAAUUUUCUAAUAUUUUGUGUAUUAAAAUUGUUUUCAGUGCACUAAGUGUAGCUAUAAAAGGCUAUAAUUUUGAAUUCUUUGGUAUUUAUUCUGACGCAUAUGUUUAUACAGAUCAAGUAAAAUAUAGAUAUAUGAAACAAGUAAAAAUGUAUAAUUACAUUGUCAGGAAAUUACAAAUAAUUUACUACAUUUAAAUAAGAAAAAAUAUUUUUAAAGACUCAGUUUUUUUUAUUGUUGCUUAUUUCAAACAUUUCCUGCUGCAAUAUUUUAGAUGGUAUCACCCUAAAUUUUAGCAUUGAUUUUAAUUCUAGCCCACUACAUUUUGUGUGUACAUAUAUAUUUAAAUAUGUCUCGGCAAUAAUUUAAAAUUAAAUUCAGUCUUGUUUAACACAUUUAAAUAUUUAUUAAGUUAAAACAUAAGUUUUGCAGAUUUUCUUAAAAUUUCUUUAUUAAAUAAUCUUCUAGGUUCAGUGAUUUUAAUGCCAGAUUUUCUUUUCAUUUUAAGUGGAAUAUUUGCCAUAAAAAUUCUAUUUUUUGUUUUUAUGUUCCUAUUACAAGAUAUGUAUUUCAUUGUAAUUGACUGUGAUUGGUAUGCAAGUUGCUUGUAUGGAGCUAAAUGUACAGAAGAACCCUAUAUAUAUUUAUUAUGUAUAUUAGGCUUAAAAUUUUAAUGGAAAAUUUCCCCAAAUAUGUAAUGAUACGAUUAUGUUGAUGCUCUGCAGUAAUAAAUAUUAUUUAUGAAGUC
Molecule: messenger RNA, 2201 nt
Organism: Uloborus diversus
Lineage: Eukaryota; Metazoa; Arthropoda; Arachnida; Araneae; Uloboridae
Gene: Ifrd1
Product: interferon-related developmental regulator 2-like
Source: RefSeq, a predicted model, not a curated record